Pocillopora verrucosa is the source of this 1887-nucleotide messenger RNA. RefSeq names its product regulator of microtubule dynamics protein 1-like. Gene Ontology annotation, molecular function: microtubule binding. Gene Ontology annotation, cellular component: spindle microtubule; mitochondrion; mitotic spindle pole. The record is from RefSeq and is a predicted model, not a curated record. Lineage: Eukaryota; Metazoa; Cnidaria; Anthozoa; Scleractinia; Pocilloporidae.
UGUGACUCCCAUUACAAGUGACGUGUAGCCAAAACCCGCGAUUCGUCAGAGCUGCGCCAAGAACCUGAGCCGUAAACUUGGCCAAGGUUUCCUAAGUUUCUAUAAUGGCGGCUUUUUUACGUGAACGUCGUAUUCCAUGGAGAGUUCGGGCGCUCUUUGCUGAGAAAGGGUUUGUUUUAAACGUCUGUAGGCAACUAAGAAGGCCUGAACAUAUCGGAAAUUACAUUCAAAGGAAGAUUUACCUCGCUAGCAACCAGCUAGUAAAGAAAUCUAAAUUUGGUGGCCAACUUUUUCCUCCUUUACUUUCCCUUACUUGGUGGGGAGCAUCAAAACCUCAGGACACAGGGACACCACAAUCAAAGGAAAUGAGUGAGCUAGAACUUGAUAUCAAAACAGCAGAUGAGUUAUUUGAUGAGACCAGAACACAAGAAGUGUAUGACCUACUACUAAAGCACAAAGAUUUGCAAAAUGCUGAGAUUGAGUGGAGAUUAGCAAGAGCAUGUCGAGUAUUGGCUGAAGAGUGUGACGAUGCAGAUGCUAAGAAAAGAUUGACAUAUGAAGCUCUAGAACAUGCCAAACUCGCUUUGGACCUUGAUGACAAGAAUUAUGCAAGCCACAAGUGGUAUGCCAUUGGCCUUUCCAUUGUUGGUGACUAUGAAGGAAAUAAGGCUAAACUAGAAAAUUCUAAAAUCAUGAAGGAUCAUUUUGAGAGAGCGAUUGAAUUAAACCCAACUGAUCCUACUUCAAGAUAUUUACUGGGCCUCUGGUGUUUUACAUUUGCUGACAUGAAUUGGUUUACCAAAAAUAUGGCUGCUGCUCUCUUUGCUACACCACCAUCUUCUUCAUAUGAGGAGGCUUUGUCACACUUUCAAGAAGCUGAAAAGUUAGAGCCAAACUUCUUCAGCAAGAACCAUCUUAUGCUGGGAACAACAUUAUUCAAGCAAAAGAAGAGGGAAGAGGCUAAAGUGUGGCUUAGUAAAGCAGUAAAUGAGAAUCCACUUAAAACAAAAGACGAUAAAAAAGCAAAAGAGGAGGCUGAGGAGCUACUUAAACGUUUAUAAACUACAUUGAUUUCAGAGAGUGGAUUUACAAUUAGGUUCAUCAUUAAAUAUGUUGUAAGGGUUGGCCUAUUUCAAAUUGCAUUAAACACAAUAUACUGACAAGAAAACCAAUUUGUAGAUGCAUUUAUUUAUUAGAAAUUAACAUCUAAAAUUCUAGAUUCCAUGGUUCUAAACCAGGAUUACAAAUAACUGUGGAGCAAAGUCUGUGGGAAAGUUUCCUCUCUAUGGAAAUCAGUACAUUUCAUUAGUUAAUUAGAAUUGAAAUCUUACACUGGACAUACAUAUUUAACAGCUGGCUAAGGGUCAUGUAUAGUCCUCAACUAUGAACAGUACUCAGAUUAUGGUAAGGAAACCUGACUAGUUUCAGCAUGGGUUUAGUAACUGGAAGAUAAGACUUACAGUUCUGCCUCAUGCAUUUGUAUCAACAAACUGAAGUGUUACAUGGUGGUCCCUCCUGCCAGUACUUGACAGCAACAUCGCAUGAUUGCAAGGGUGAGAUUUAAGCAGCAUUUGUUGUUGAAAUGCUGUGGGUGCUAUCUUCUGGAAGAUGCUGAGAACCCAGGUGACAGACGUGAGUGUGUUAGGAGUAAAACCUAGUACAAGGUUUAUAACAGCAUAUGUUGUUACAAUACUGUGACUGCUAUCUUCUGGGAGAAACUGUGAACCCAGGUGACACACACAUGUGCGUGUCAGGUGUAAAACCUGGUACAAUGCCAUCUGGGCUGCUGCAGCUAUCCAAGUAAUCUUCUCCUUCAUCCUGGAAAAAUAAAAAUAAUGCUGGAACAUUUAAAAAGUGUUACAAAUAAACCAUACCAUUAAAAUUUAA